Girardinichthys multiradiatus is the source of this 2236-nucleotide messenger RNA. RefSeq names its product vesicle transport through interaction with t-SNAREs 1A (gene vti1a). The record is from RefSeq and is a predicted model, not a curated record. The coding region runs from base 136 to 720 and encodes 194 amino acids. Gene Ontology annotation, biological process: intra-Golgi vesicle-mediated transport; intracellular protein transport; retrograde transport, endosome to Golgi. Gene Ontology annotation, molecular function: SNARE binding; SNAP receptor activity. The transcript has 9 exons. Gene Ontology annotation, cellular component: SNARE complex; ER to Golgi transport vesicle membrane; Golgi apparatus. NCBI's taxonomy places the organism in Eukaryota, Metazoa, Chordata, Actinopteri, Cyprinodontiformes, Goodeidae.
AAAAAAAGUCCGGUUUCUUGUCGAGCCCUGUUUGUUGCGACUCCAGGAAGAGACUCCAUUCGAGGCUUGUUGUUAUUAUCCUGAGCUAACUGCCAACCAGACAACUUCUUCUGUGUUUAAACUUGUUGUUCGACGAUGUCUUCAGACUUUGAGACCUACGAGCAGGAUUUUGGGACUAUUACCGCAGAAGUAACUAACAAAAUUGGCAAAAUUCCUAAACUAAGUGGAGAGGAGAAGACACAGCUGGUUCUAAAUGUCGACAAACAGCUUGAAGAAGUCAGAGAGUUGCUGGAGCAGAUGGACCUGGAGGUGCGGGAGAUCCCCAUCCAGAGUCGAGCCAUGUACAACAGCAGGCUGAAGAGCUACAAGGAGGAGAUGGAGAAGCUUGAGAAAGACUUUAAAAGGUCACGUAUUGCCUACAGUGAUGAGGUGCGCAACGAGCUCCUGGGGGAUGACGCCAUCUCCUCGGAGAGCCAGCUGAUAAAGUUACGUGAAGAGAGAGCACAUCUGUUGGACAACACAGAAAGGCUGGAAAGGUCAUCACGGAGACUGGAGGCCGGCUAUCAGAUAGCAGUAGAAACUGAACAAGUGGGGCAGGAGAUUCUUGCCAACCUUCACACUGAUCGUGAGAAGAUUCAGAGAGCCAGAGAAAGGCUGAGAGAAACGGACACCAACCUGGGCAAGAGUUCUCGCAUCCUAACCGGCAUGCUGAGAAGGUAAGAAGCAGGAUCAUCCAGAAUCGCGUCCUGGUCUUCGUCCUCGGAGCCAUCAUCCUUCUCACCAUCAUCUUGGCCAUCUAUUUAAAUCUUCGAAGCCACUGAUCUCCGCCGUACACCCAUACACAAACACAGCCCCCCUUCCCUCCUUUCUUCUCAACACAAAUAUAAACAGACAGAGAUGCGUGAUUAAUAGCGACAAAAGCGUUGUUCCGCUGUAAUUAGGACAAAUGGUACCCAUGAAUCAUAGUUUCCUAAGCCUGACAGGGAGCUUAUUUCCAUUUGACUUUACUUUUUACCUUCUCUUUUUGUUCCUUUUCUCUUCACUUUCUUUUUCUUUUCUUUCUUCUUCUGUACUCAGGCUUUUUUGUUGUUGUUGUUGUUGUUUUACCACCUCUAGGGGCAACAGUGGUGUGAAAUGUUUUUCUGAUGGGUAAAACUUUUCAUGUCAUCCUCAGUGUAGAUUUGCAGCCCAUCUUGUUUUGGAACUUGAAGCAAAUCCAAAUGUGUUCAUUUUGCAUAAGUGUUUUCCAUGUGUUUGGACUUGCAUUAAAAGACAGAGUUCUGCACACGCAUGCAUGCUUGCAGCAUUCACAGUCUUGAGUUAGACGCCCAAGGCUAUUACAACAAUAGUGAACAUGCGUACUGUAGUAUGUGAGAUCUUCUGUAACAAAGUGAGUCAGCCAUUUUCUUGAAGCAAAAGACAACACCCACAGAUAACACACUCCUGCAUUAAAAGGCUCUGCAAAGCCUAAAAUAGACUUUCGGAAGAAGGUUCAGGACAGAAUGAAUUUUGUUCAAACAAUUAAAAAAAAGGAUUGUUUGGAUUAUUAGAAAGAAGGCUGCAUGCAUUCAACAAUAAAUGUAUGACUAUUUUCAGAGACUGAGGAAAAUAACCAAACCAGAUUUUUAUAAUCAACCGACCCCAGCCUUGACAAACGUAGAGAAGUUUCCAUAUUUGGUACAUUGUUCUCCCAAAAGAAACAUCAUGAUUCAGUUCUUUGGGCUUCUUAACUUUCUUUGUUCGAUCUUACAGCUUAAAUAUAUAUAUAAUGUAUACAGUUUAUAGAUGUAUGUACUAACAUUUAAAUGGAAGUCAUGUAUAGUGUUUUUGCUUUCACAACAAGUGAUUCUGUUAGUAUUUAUUUAAGAAUGCAGAGGUUUCAAUUAAAAUGUUUGUGGUAGAGUUGUAUGAUUUAUUUUGUUUCAGGGUUUUGUUUUUUGUUUUUUCUGUUAAGAUAAAUUUUAUUUCUGGACCAAAACGAACUGUGCUGGUUUUUACUUCUCUUUGAGGUUAUUUUUCCUCUGUAAAUGAAUCUUAGCUGUUUUACCACCAGUAAUGUUUGUUCUCUGUAUUUGAUUUAAUGUUCUGAUGAAUGUCACAAUACAGGUUUCUGAUAUUCACUAUGCAGACUGAUUAUAUUAUAUGAUUGCAGGUUUGUCCUGUCAGCUGGUUCUUUUGGGCGUUUUGGAAAGUCAAAAUUUACAAGCAAUGUUAUUAAAGUUGCCUCACGAAAGUA